UUUCUUUUCAGUUACGUCCUCCCAAACGAAAACCCUUUUUCCUCCUAUGGCCGCCACCAACACAUUGAUGAGCUGUGGCAUCGCCACCGCUUUCCCUUCAGUGCUUUCCUCUUCAAAGUCCAAGUUCGCCACCGCUACGCCGUUGCCUAGCUUUGGCGCCAAUGUUGGCCACCGUGUUAGCAUGUCGGCUGACUGGAUGCCUGGUCAGCCUAGGCCUCCUUAUCUUGAUGGUUCAGCACCUGGUGACUUUGGGUUUGAUCCACUUAGACUUGGUGAGGUGCCGGAGAACCUUGAGAGGUACAAGGAAUCUGAGUUGAUUCACUGCAGAUGGGCUAUGCUUGCUGUUCCUGGUAUAUUGGUGCCAGAGGCAUUGGGGUAUGGAAACUGGGUAAAGGCACAAGAAUGGGCAGCCGUUCCUGGUGGGCAAGCCACUUACUUAGGCAACCCUGUUCCAUGGGGAACUCUCCCAACAAUCUUGGUCAUCGAGUUCCUUGCCAUCGCCUUCGUCGAGCACCAACGCAGCAUGGAGAAAGAUACCGAGAAAAAGAAGUACCCCGGCGGUGCUUUCGACCCCUUGGGAUACUCCAAGGACCCUAAAAAGUUCGAGGAAUACAAAGUCAAAGAGAUCAAGAACGGUCGUUUGGCAUUGUUGGCGUUUGUGGGAUUUUGUGUUCAACAAUCAGCUUACCCUGGAACUGGACCAUUGGAGAACUUGGCAACUCACUUGGCUGAUCCGUGGCACAACAACAUUGGAGAUAUUAUCAUCCCCAGAUCAAUUUCGCCUUGAAUGACGGAACAUUUUAAAAUGAUGUCCAUUACCCACUGUGUAAAACUCCCAUGUAAUCCAUAAUUCCACAUGUAACGUAAUGAAUCAGGGUUCAUGACUUUUACCUA
Molecule: messenger RNA, 894 nt
Organism: Gossypium raimondii (Peruvian cotton)
Lineage: Eukaryota; Viridiplantae; Streptophyta; Magnoliopsida; Malvales; Malvaceae
Product: chlorophyll a-b binding protein 6, chloroplastic
Exons: 4
Coding region: 47-787 (246 amino acids)
Biological process (GO): response to light stimulus; photosynthesis, light harvesting in photosystem I
Cellular component (GO): membrane
Source: RefSeq, a predicted model, not a curated record